Molecule: messenger RNA, 3948 nt
Organism: Solanum pennellii
Lineage: Eukaryota; Viridiplantae; Streptophyta; Magnoliopsida; Solanales; Solanaceae
Exons: 4
Coding region: 2393-3757 (454 amino acids)
Source: RefSeq, a predicted model, not a curated record
GAUUUUUUUUUCUUUCAUUUGUUUCAAUUUAAUUACUUUGAAUUCUUCUUCUUCUUUAUCCUCUCUAUUUUCUUCCUUUUUUUUCAAUUUCUCUUUUCUUCUGGACGAUCGCCGGAGAUUCAAUCGGAAAAUUCACCAACUGUUUAUGGAUUGCAGAAGCAGAUCCCUAUCAGCAUCGCCGUCCGCCUUCUCCGCCGCCGUCAACAACCAAUAUCCGAUUCUUCAGUUUUCAUCUCAGCUCUCUAAUCCUUCAUAUACUCCUUUCACCCCGUGGAUACGAUACCUCCGGUUCAGUUUUUCCUGAUUUAUCUUUCAAUUUUUUUUAUGCGAAGAGAACUCCCAAAGGUAUAUUGACGAUUUUGCCCUUGAUUCCUGCUUACAUGUGUUUACGAAGAAUUGUUUUUCUUAAACUGAAGGUUGGAUUUUUAUUGCUUUAUAAAAAAAAAAAACAAAGGAAAAUUUGGAGUUUAGUUGUUUCUGAAUGGUGUAAAGGUUUUGUAUGUUGUAGGAAUUCGUUUAUUUUAUAACUGUGUUGUUUGGACCAUCCUGUGCACACCUAGACUACGGAUACCCCCAUCGACAACAUAUACCAUAAGUAACCUAGAACAAAUAGAAAGAAAUCACCUUGUGUUUAGUUUCUGGAACCUUGUCGAUCUCAAUUCACUCCAUUGACCACCAAGUCACACCCUUAGGUUAAGCUUUAAGAAAUUAUAAGUUUAGUGAAGCUGAUAACUAUUGGACAUUAAGGCUUUGAUUAGGAACAUAUAUUACUCUCUCUGUUUACUUUUACUCGUGUGCUAUUCAAAUAAUUGUUUUUCACUUUAAUUUGGCACUUUUAACCUAUAUUGCUUGGACUCUCCAAAAAUGCAGCCGCACCCGUGUUGGAUCUUCUAAAAAGAGGAUCCGACAUUCACCCAGUAAAAUGUUUGAAGAGGCCGAGCAACAUAGCUUUUAAAUAUUGAGAAAAGACCAAAAAAUUUUCAUGUUUUACCCUUGGUGUUAAUCACUUAUUCCCCAAAUUAUUUUUCAAGACCUUAUACUAAACAUCAAUUAAGAUGGGCAUUAUGGUAAAGUAUUCAUAUCAAUCAUUGUUUCUUAAGAGACGUGUAAAGUCUUAAAAGUGGAUAAGUAAAAGUGAACGAAGGGAAUACUUGAUAUUUUCCUAAAGUUAAGCUAAAGUUUGGAUUCUUACUGCUAAAAAAAAAGGUUGGAUGUUUACUGUUUCUGAAUGAUUGCUAAGGAACUGAAGUCCUUAGAGAUUUGAAAUCUUACUGUAGGUGGUUAUUGAAGGACAUGAAAGUUUUGAACAGGAAUACAAAAUUGAUUGUAGUUCUCCUAAAAAUGAGCUAAAGGUUGGAUUUUUACUACUUUCAAAAAAAAAAAAAAGUAGAAAGGUAGAGAUGGUUGGAUUUUCAGCUUCUAAGUGAUGCAAACGUUUUGUGUCGUUAAAAAUUUUAAUUUUACUGAAGGUGAUUGUAGGAGGACAUGAAGAUUUCGAACAGGAAUAUUGUUAAUGUAGUUUUCGUAAAUUUGUAGCUAAAGGUUGGAUUUAACAGCUUCUUAGUGAUACAAAGGGUUUGAGAUGGUUAGAAAAUUAAACUUUACUGAAGGUGAUUAUUGUACGGCAUCAAGAUUUUGAACAGAAAUACAUGUUAAUUAUGGUUUUCCUAAAUUUUUAGCUUAACGUUGGAUUUUCUGCUUCUGAAUGCUGCAAUAAGUUUGAAAAUGUAGAAAGUUCAUGUUUUUACUAAAAUUAUUGUAGGAGAUAAGCUUUGUAAAAAUUGUUUUUUACUUUUAUGUACAAUUGGAGAGGUAGAUACCAUACAAUGUUUUAAUUGGAUCGGAUUACUCAAAUUAAUUUGCAUCGUGGUAACUGAUCAAAAGGUCACUAGUAGAAGUCCUAGUGGUUGAGGUGGGGACUAACUACCUAGAGAUUUCAAGUUUUAAUCCUAGCUUGAACACUUGAUGAGUUCACCUGAUCUAACCUUGGUGAGCAUGAUCACAUCAAAAACCUAUGCUUGUCGGUUGGACAGGCUGUUCGUUGAAUUAAUCAUGUGGACACAAGCUAGCCGCGACACCAUAGAUAUUAAAAAGGAAAAAAAAUGUAGACUGAUCUAAAGUGGAGAUCUUAUGAUAGUUGGUAGUUUAGAAUGAAUCUUCAUAGUUAAACAUCAUUUUUCAACCAGCCUUAUUGCUUGUAUUAUCUUUCAUUUGAAAUUUGAUGUUGGAAUUUUUGUGCAGUUUUGAACUCUUUCAGUAAAGCUGUCAUUUUUUUAAUAAUCCGGAGCCAAAACUUAAACUUGAAUUAAGGAGACACUAAUUAAAUUAUAGCCAAGAAGAGGUGGUGGUGUGGCACUUGAAAUGAUUUAAGUGCUUUCAAUGUCAACUUAAGAUGGCUGCUUCUACGAGUGUGACAAGUCCUCUACAUAAGAAGAUGUCUGGGAGGAGGGCUAAGACUUCUGGUUGGGCUGCAUUUGACCUUAAUGAGAGACUGAAGCAACAAAAUCUUGAGCCAGAGCCUGAGAGAGAAACCUUCCCCAACUUAUCCGUUCCGCCCACUUCCUUAAGGGGUCCAUCUCAAAGCAUCGCAAAGAACAGUGGAGCAACUCUAGAGAAGCCUUUUUCAUCCUUGCUGCUACCGUCUGUAAGUUUUCCAUCUUUAAUGGCUACUAAAGAGUCUGAUGCAAAUCAUAGUCAAGUUGGCGAUUCUUGUUUCAACCAAACUGAUGGUUUUAUCCGAGAAAGAGGUUUUCUAGAGGUGUGUCGAAAGCUGAAAGAGCUACAGCCAUGGGCUGAUGACACCUUGAUCGCAGAUGUCAUGGCUGGUGUAAAUGAUUUCAAUAAGGCCUUGACAUUGUUGGAUGCAAUGGUAUCUCCUUAUCAUACAUAUGUUGCACAUGACAACAGAACAACUCCAGAAGAAACAGAUACUCCCUACAUACAAAACCUUAAAGACGUAGACACAGAUACUAAAGGGGUCAAGUCUAGUAGUAAGGAUUCUCUCAUGAAUAUUAACAAGUUUGCUGCUAAUAAAGGUGUGUCAUUGACAGACAAUGUGGAUAUGGAUGAAUUGAGCCAUGCACUUGCCAAGUGUCUUCAGAGCAACAGUCAGGAACUAAUAAAUAACUGUGUUUCUCACGAGAACAAACUUCAUUUUGAUGGAGCAGUGGGGAGUAUGAGCUUUGUACCGGUUGAGCCUGAGUGGGAAGAGGAUGAUAUUUACUCGAUCCAUCGGAAGGAUGCAGUGAAGAUGACGAGGUCAGCAGCCCGACAUUCUAAGGCUGCCAGUGAGGCCUAUCUCAGAGGAGACCACUUUUCUGCCCAACAUUUUUCUCUAAAAGCCCAAGAAGAGUGGGAUGCUGCUAAUAGGCUAAAUGCCCAGGCUGCAAAAGAAAUUUUGACUGCCCGCAACGGUAAGAAUGAUCAAUGGACACUGGACUUGCAUGGUCUUCAUGCAAAAGAGGCAGUUCAAGCCUUACAAGAACAUUUGCAAAAGAUUGAAUCUCAGGUGGCACAGAAUAAGCGCAGCUUUGGAGCUGCUGUCUCUUUUGAUGUGGAGAAUGAGAGCAAAGGGUCCCACCUAUUGAAUAAGCAGCGGCCAGCUUUCUUAGAGGUCAUAACAGGUAAAGGUAUUCAUAGCCGGGGACAAGCUGCACUUCCAAUGGCUAUAAGAAGCUUUCUCGUGGAGAAGGGAUAUCGUUAUGAGGAGACAAGGCCCGGGGUGAUCACAGUUAGACCCAAGUUCCGACCACGAUAAAUACGUUCAUAUGUAUAUUUUGGGUCCCAAUUUAGUGCAUUUAUUUCUGUUGCUAUCAACUUUGUCCUAGAGAUUUUGAGUCUUGAACUGGUCUUAUAAAAACGACCAGAAACCUGUUGUGGUUAUAUACUGUUGAAUAUUUCUGUAAUUGUAUACCAUCAAGUUGUAUGUACUUUGCUGAUUUCUCCACA